CCUCAGUCGUAACAGCUUGCAGACUUGCCCGCUAUGUCUCUCGUAUCCAUACUUACUAGCCUACUAAAAAUAUGUUGCGGCUCUCAGGAGCCUACAGGUCCGCAACAACAGCAGCAACAACAUCAACAAUAUGGUUACCCAGGCACUGUAAAUCAGCAACAAACAGCAUAUCCCCCUCAAUCACAGCCGAGCUGGGCCAAUGUAGCUGCCGUUGGUCAGCAGCAACAGUACCAACCGCAGCAGCAUCCGCAAGGAUGGCAAUCUCCAAUGCAUCAACAACAGGGAGGAUGGCAAUCGCCCCCGCACCAAAACGGCUAUGCAACUGGUAGUCCUAGUCCAGUUCAUCUCCCUGCAGGGGGCGUUGUCGGUCCUCAUGCUCCUGCAAGCCAACAUAUGAACGAUGAUCAAAUUAAUGCAACAAAUCAGCAUUACGUCGAGCUGAGAAAUAAAGCAAGGAAGGAGGGAGAUGAGGCUCAUCGCUGUUUCGCGGCGUCUCAGGCAGCCUACCAAGCUGGAGAUGGUGCCAAGGCUCAUGAACUCUCUGUCCAAGGAAAAGCACAUCAACGCACACAAGACCAGUUAGACGAUCAAGCUUCUGCGUGGAUCUUCAACGAAAACAACAAAGACUCACCAGCUGGUACCAUUGAUUUGCAUGGUUUAUACGUUAAGGAGGCCAUUGAGAGGACGGAAGCUGCCAUCUCUGGCUGUCAACGUCAGGGACGGGAGGAGCUCAGGAUCAUUGUUGGGAAGGGUAUCCAUUCACAAGGCGGACAUGCAAAAAUUAAACCUGCUGUUGAGAACUUGAUGAGAAAAUACAACCUUUCUGCAUAUAUUGAUCCCGAGAACACUGGUGUCCUCGUCGUCGAUCUGGAAGGGAAGCAGACUGGUCCUCGGUCGCGGGAUAUUGGGGGGAUGGUAGAUUCUUUGGGGAAGGCAGACGAGGGAUGUACGAUCAUGUAAUACGCUGUGAGGAGGGACUUGGAUGGGUUAUUUACGUUGGCAUGCCUUUCCAUCGUGGUACAUACAGUUAGAUCAUUCGUUACUAUAUAGCAUACACGAUGUAACAUGUAGUAGAGAU
Messenger RNA from Cryptococcus deneoformans JEC21, 1078 nucleotides. Its product is annotated as cytoplasm protein, putative. The transcript is spliced from 6 exons. Bases 34 to 960 code for a protein of 308 amino acids. The record is from RefSeq and is a predicted model, not a curated record. Lineage: Eukaryota; Fungi; Basidiomycota; Tremellomycetes; Tremellales; Cryptococcaceae.